GCAAGAAGGGCCUCUUCCACGAAAGUGCGGUGAUCGAUCUGGACAAGUAUUUGCGGCCGCUGCCUGCAGGCCUAAGAGACGCUGUGGCCUUGGACCAGAGCCUCUGCGAUAUCGCGUUUCCUGCGCUCAGAGACCAGUCCAGGGACUUCGCGAACCUGAUCCAGCUGCAAGCCCUGAGCCCGUCGGUGUGCGCGCCGAGGCACGGCGUUGCGAGUUGGGAUCAUGUGGAGGGCCGCAGGGCGCUGGGGCAGACCAAGCGACGCGGCCGAUGGGUGUCGCCAAGCAGCAUGAAGCGCUUCGCGAAGGAGGCUCACCUUCAGGACGCCAUGACCCGCGCGCCCGGCUGGGCGUUCGUCUUCGGCAGGCUCGCGCAUGCCAGUCUGCUCGAGAUUGUCGAGUUGGGACCCGGCCUGCAGCGCUGCCCGCGCUUUUGGCAGCAGCUGCCCGAGGCCGCGCAGGCGCUGAUCGCUGCCGUAGCCUCGCCGGCGCCGGUGCGGCGUCAUCGCGAGGCCCUCCUCGCCCAACAUCUGACGGCUGCUCGGCAUGAGAUGUUCGGCGCGUUUUUGAAGUUCUGUGCGGGGUCUUGA
Messenger RNA from Prorocentrum cordatum, 587 nucleotides. NCBI's taxonomy places the organism in Eukaryota, Dinophyceae, Prorocentrales, Prorocentraceae. The record is from the annotation of a GenBank genome assembly.